Molecule: messenger RNA, 758 nt
Organism: Symbiodinium necroappetens
Lineage: Eukaryota; Dinophyceae; Suessiales; Symbiodiniaceae
Source: the annotation of a GenBank genome assembly
AUGAGCUUCACGCCACCCGAGGUGUCGAAGGACACGGCUUCAAGUACAGCUGCUGGGACAGGUCAGAACACCCCCACCGGAGCUGCGAGCACGCGAUCGGAUGCCAAAGAACCAGCGAGGUUCGGCAUCACUCAUCCGAUUACUACGCAAGAGGCCACGGAGGCAGAGGUGCUGGCCAGCGAGAUGCUGAAGCAGGAGCUCGAGAUCGACUUCCCACGGGAGACUGCCCAGGGCCUUGCGAAGCGCGAGGAGGUGCUCCAGGAGCUUCAGCGCAUCAUCUCCGAGUGGAUAUCGGAGGAGGGUCGCGCACAAGGCGUCGAAGCCAGCAUGUCGGCGAAGAUCGUGACAGUGGGCUCCUACAGGCUUGGCGUGGUGCAGCCUGGCAGCGACAUAGACACCCUUUGCAUCGCACCGCCUCACGUGACGAGGGAGGCCUUCUUCACUGUCUUCCUGAAGAAGCUGGAGCAGAAUCCACAUGUGUCGGACUGCGUCCCUAUUCCUGGCGCGUACACUCCGAUCAUCAAGCUGAAGCUUAGGGGUGUCAGCAUUGAUCUGCUGUUCGCUCGCUUGGUGAGGUCUCUGGAUGAUGGGAAAGAUCUUGAGGAAGCAGUGAAGGAUGACGAAGUGCUGCGGGAUAUGGAUGACAAGAGUGUUCGGUGCAUAAACGGCUACCGAGUCGCCGAUAGGAUCUUGCAGCUGGUGCCGAACCAGGAUGCCUUUCGAGAGACGCUUCGCUUCGUCAAGUGCUGGGCCAAGAG